UUAGUUAAAAAAACAGAUCAUUUAUUUACUUUUUGUUUACACUUUUUGUAUACCUUGGGCUUAAAUCGAGAUGAAGCCAUUAUGGCGUUGAGUGUUCUUUAACAUGGCGUUGUGAGUGAGGUGGAGUGAAGUGGAAGUCCCUUCUUUUCGGAAAUUAAAUUAUUUUAACAGACACUUCGUGAUACACACAUACAAGGUGGAAGUUAACAUAGAACAGACAGUUAUGGAAGUUACAAAAGAUAGCACAAGCAAUCAAAGUCGAAACAUCUUGGAUCAAUCAGAUUUAAGAAGAGAAGCUUCCAAUAUGCAGCAUGAGAAUGACGAUUGGGAAACAUUAUGUACAAGGUCAAUAAAAAUAGAUCAUGAUGAGAGAUCAACUGGCACAUCUGACAAUAGCCACAGCAAUGAUAUUACAGAUGAAGAGAAUAUGUGCCUUGACAAUAAAAAUAUAUUAUGCAAUGGCUUAUGCCAGGAAGAUACAAAACAUGAUAUGGAAAUGAAUACCACUGAUGAUUUACGACAGUUUGAUGUGCUAGAUGAUCUAGAUCGCCAUCCAGAGCAAAAUAACGGUUCCGAUGAUGAGUCAGAAACAGAUGAGAGUAGAGAUUCUGAUGUGCCAGACGAAGAAAUUGAAGCCAUGCUAGAAGAAGGUCUACCAGAAGAAUUUAAAAGAAAGAAAAGAGAAAGAAAGGAUCGCUUGCCUUAUGAAGAAAGGGAGAAACUUGUUUUAGAUGAAAUUGGACAUAAUCAUUUUGACGUUCUUCCUGAAGGAUGGGUGCAAGUGACGCACAAUAGUGGAAUGCCAUUGUAUCUUCAUAAACAAAGUAGAGUUUGUACACUAGCAAAGCCAUACUUUCUUGGUCCGGGAAGUGUUAGGAAGCAUGAAGUUCCUGUAAGCGCCAUACCUUGUCUUCAGUAUAAAAGAGCGUUAGCAGAGGAGGAGGAAGAGCGAAAGAAGGAGAUGGAACGGACACCAAACGCGGAAGCUUGCAGUCUUCCUAGCGCAAAAAUUGAGACCAUACAAGAGAAUCGCGCGGCACAUUCAUUAGAUGGCGAGCAAUUAAGAAAUUAUUGUCAAUCUUUAUUUCGUUUUAAAUCUAUUAAAGUAAUGAGAUUUCAAUCUUGGUCAGCACGUCGGAAAUUCACGAAGAUCAAAAAGAAUCGUAAACAACUUGAACGUCCAACUUUACCAGACGGUACAAAACUGAUAACUUUUCCUGUUAGCAGUUCUAGUGGAAGUGGCAGUUGGAAUGUUGCCGACGAUAAUAGCCAGAGACCUGCCAGACACUGGAUAAUGAAUCCAUCAGGCAAAAGUUAUGUUUGUAUUCUUCAUGAAUAUGUGCAACACGCGUUAAAGAAGCAACCAACGUAUAAAUUUAAAGAAUUAGAAAACGCAGCAACACCGUAUUCUGCAGUAGUUUGUAUCAAUGAUAUGGAAUACGGAAGUGGAUUUGGGAGCAGCAAGAAGCAAGCGAAGGCUAAUGCAGCCCGGAAAACACUUGAAAUUCUGAUUCCUCAAAUGAAGGAUAAAAUUUCCGGCGAAAAUGGUGGGGAUAAUGGAUCGAAUAAUGACAGUCGUACAAUUAAAGCGUCUAGAGGAAAUUCCGAUGCUGAUCUUUCAUUCUUCGAUGAAAUAUCCAUCACGGAUCCACGUGUAGCGGAAUUUUGCUCAAAAACCACUGAACCCUCUCCGCAUGCUAUUUUAAUAACAUGUCUUCAAAGAAAUUAUGGCUUAGGGGAUAUGCACAUUGAUUAUUCAGUAAAUACCUUGAAACACCAACGAAAUGAAUUUACCAUGAAGGUUGGAAAACAUGAAGCCACUGUUGUUUGUCGUAACAAAAAAGAUGGUAAACAACGAGCAGCACAAUCAAUACUACAACUUAUGCAUCCACACAUACAAUCUUGGGGUUCUUUACUGCGCCUUUAUGGAUCGCGAAGUGUGAAGUCUUUUAAAGAAAAGAAACAAUUGGAACAGGAGAUAACCCUUUUGCAGGGUAAAGCUGCCGUUAAUCAACCAAAUCAUGCUAUAUUAGGUAAACUAAGACAAGAAAUGCGAAAACUGGCUGAACAACGCGAAGCAAUACAACCUAUUGGUAAGUUUGUGCCACCAGAUUUACCAACAGGAUCUGCAGCCAAUUUAAAUAAUGUAGAUUUAUAGAAAAAUAAUCUACAGAUUAUAUAUAUUGUUGCAUCUUUCAAUUCUCAUUCAUCAUGUCGGCCGGGAAAUUAUACAGUUUAGAUAAUUUAUAUA
This is a messenger RNA of Pogonomyrmex barbatus (red harvester ant), 2251 nucleotides long. RefSeq names its product microprocessor complex subunit partner of drosha (gene pasha). Lineage: Eukaryota; Metazoa; Arthropoda; Insecta; Hymenoptera; Formicidae. The record is from RefSeq and is a predicted model, not a curated record. Gene Ontology annotation, cellular component: microprocessor complex. Gene Ontology annotation, biological process: primary miRNA processing. Gene Ontology annotation, molecular function: identical protein binding; double-stranded RNA binding; primary miRNA binding.